This is a messenger RNA of Trichomycterus rosablanca, 1798 nucleotides long. It is a transcript of the gene nup54, whose product is annotated as nucleoporin 54. The transcript has 14 exons. Gene Ontology annotation, cellular component: nuclear pore; nuclear pore central transport channel. The record is from RefSeq and is a predicted model, not a curated record. The coding region runs from base 16 to 1689 and encodes 557 amino acids. Gene Ontology annotation, molecular function: structural constituent of nuclear pore. NCBI's taxonomy places the organism in Eukaryota, Metazoa, Chordata, Actinopteri, Siluriformes, Trichomycteridae. Gene Ontology annotation, biological process: protein localization to nuclear inner membrane; NLS-bearing protein import into nucleus; nuclear pore organization.
GACGGAACAGCAGACAUGGCGUUCAGCUUCGGUGGCGGGACUUCGAACACUCCAAGCUCAUCCGGCUUUUCAUUCGGUUCAUUCGCUGCCAAAACUACAGCGUCCACACCUUUCGGCUUCGGUACCGCUACCACCACUACCGCUUCGUCUGGAUUUGGUAGUUUAUCUGCGCCGGCUUUUGGCGGUGCCACAACGACUACUGCCUCCACUGGGUUUGGAUUUGGUUCCACGACUACAGGCACAUUUGGAGGAUUUGGCACCACAACUACCUCGGCACCGGCUGGCAGCAGUUUCAGCUUCUCCAAUCCCACCAACACAGGUGGUGGGUUAUUUGGAAACACUCAGAAUAAAGGCUUUGGCUUCUCGGGCCUGGGAACAGGAACUGGCACCGGGACAGGAUUCGGUUCCGCUCUAGGGGGAGGAGGCCUCGGCUUCGGAGGCUUCAGCUCUCAGCCCGCACAACAGGGAGGCCUGUUCGGGCAGCAGGCUCAAGCUCCGGCUCAGUGUAAUCAACUCAUCAACACCGCCAGCGCCCUCUCGGCUCCCACGCUGCUCAACGACGAGCGCGAUGCCAUCCUGGCCAGAUGGAACCAGCUGCAGGCUUUCUGGGGAACCGGCAAGGGGUUUUUCAACAAUAACAUCCCUCCCGUAGAAUUCACCCAAGAAAACCCGUUCUGCCGUUUCAAGGCGGUGGGAUUCAGCUGCGUCCCCAGCAGUAAGGACGAAGACGGACUGGUGGUGCUGGCUCUCGGCAGGAAGGAGGCAGACGUGCGCGCUCAGCAGCAGCAUCUGGUGGACUCUCUGCACAAAAUCCUCGGGUCGAAUCCCACCCUGAUGGUCAACGUGGAAGGAGUUAAAGCUAUGCCUGAUGACCAGACGGAGGUUAUAAUCUACCUGGUGGAGCGUUCGCCCAACGGCACGUCGAAGCGGGUUUCAGCCACCACUCUGUUUAACGUCAUGGAGCAUGCCAACAUCAAGGCCCAGCUGCAGCAGCUCGGUGUGAUCAUGAGCGUCCCUCGUACAGCUCUGUCUCCCGCUCAGCUUAAACAGCUCCUGGAGAACUCUCCUGCCGGAGUGGAUCCUAUCAUAUGGGAGCAGGCUAAAGAGGACAACCCAGACCCUGAAAAGCUGAUCCCAGUUCCCAUGGUUGGCUUUAAAGAGUUGCUGCGCAGGUUAAAGAUUCAAGAGCAGAUGACCAAACAGCACCAAACACGAGUGGACAUAAUCUCCACUGACAUCAGCGAGCUCCAGAAGAACCAGGCAACCACUGAGGCCAAGAUCGCUCAGUAUAAGAGGAAGCUGAUGGACCUGUCGCACAGAGUUCUACAGGUGUUGAUAAGGCAGGAAAUUCAGAGGAAGAGUGGAUAUGCCAUCCAGGUGGAUGAAGAACAUCUCAGGGUGCAGUUGGACACUAUUCAGUCGGAGCUUAACGCUCCCACACAGUUUAAGGGUCGGCUAAAUGAGCUGAUGUCACAGAUCCGGAUGCAGAAUCAUUACGGUGCAGUGCGCCCUGAAGAACGAUACAUCGUGGACACGGACCUGCUCCGAGAGAUCAAACAGCAUCUGAAGCAGCAGCAGGAGGGUCUGAGCCACCUGAUCGGUGUGAUCAAAGACGACGUGGAGGACAUCAAGAUCAUCGAGCAGGGCCUGCACGAUAGCGUACACGUCCGAGCUGGUAAACUCAGCUGAUGAGGACCGACGGACACACCCAGUAAUUCUCCUGCUCCACAUGCACACACGUUUACCAUCAUCACAGCCCUGUUUCUGCUUCUCCAUCAAUAAACACCCAGUCUCAAAA